UAGUGUGGUAAUUCCCUGGCCUGUUUGGUUAAUUAUUUAGGAUAUUUGUAUUUUUUCGCGUGGUAUUUCAAUCGCGUGGACUUAAUUAUUUUAUGACCAUGGAUUAAAGCUCAUUUUUCUUUUUUUUUUCUUUCCGGUAAGGUAUUGUAGCAAUGAUUUGAUAGCUGUGCUGUACUAAUAUUUAGUUUGGAUUUGAUUAAAUAAUUAUUUGAAGUAGAUUUUAUUUUUCUAAAAUUGUUUCAUGGAAAAAAUUUAAUUUUUAUUUAAUUUUAAUUCAAAAGUUCUGAGCUUUAGUUCAUGGAUUGAUUAAUUGUAUAUUGGAUUGUUAAUAUUGUAUUUGCUAUAUCAAUUUAAGUUCUGGCCUGUGUACCAUCUGACUCCCAUAUUUAAAUUGAUUGUAACCUUACAAGUUGCCGGCUUGGUUAAGUUAAUACCUGGGAUUACGUAGUGUCUGUGUGUAUGUGGCACCAGGGUCCGGUUGGUGUAUGAAAUAGUCACAGAUUUAUAGGGAUAUCCUGAGUUUUAAAUGUGAUUUGCCGGCAACUGACAAUUUUUAUGUGUGUGCUUAAGUGAUUUUAUUAAAAGCAAUUGGAAUUGUUAGGCAUUUAAUAAAAUAAAUUGUUUAUUCACAUUGGAAGUGUUUUGACUUCCCCAGGGAAUGUUGUAUUGUAUUUGGCCAAUUUUGUAUUAAUAAAUAUGUUGCAGGGAAGAUUGUGAAUUUGUAAUUCACAAAGUUGGACCGGAUUUAACUUGUGUUACAAGUUGAAUCGUUCAGAGUUAUCAGUAUUGCACAUAUUGACAAUUUUUGUUUUGGUUUAGUGCAGUAUUGAUAUAUUUCAAUUUGGUUUAAUAUUUGUAAUACAAAAUUAAACCAGGUUUAAAUUGUUUUACAAAUUAAACCGUAAGAGAUGACCCAAGUGUGUUAUACAUAUUUCGGUUAGAGUAAUAAAAUUAUAUUGUUUAUACGUAUUGGAUAUAGAAUUUCGUUUGAUUUUGUUUUACGAAAUUAAACGGGGUCUAAAUUGUUUUACAAAGUAGACCGUAUGGUGUAACUCAAGUGUGUUGUAUACAUUUUUGUUACGGGAGUUCUAUUUUACAUAUUUGAAUAUAAGAUUUUGUUUGAUUUUGUUGUACAAAAUUAAACAAGGUUUAAAUUGUUUUACGAAUUAAACCAGAAGGUGUAACUUAAGUGUGUUGUACAUAUUUUUGUUGCGAAAAAAUCUUUUAUACACAUUGGGAUAUUGCUGCUGGCCCAAUUAUCAAACCGAAGUUAUUAUUUUGUGAUCUUUGUAAUAGGAUUCGUUAUACGAAACUAGACAAAUAUUUGCUGGAAAGAACAUCUGUUGUACAGAUUGAAACAACCGGGAUAAACUUAUCAAAAAUAGUACUUUGUGACACUUGAUAUAAUUUGUAAUUAAUCAUGAGUGAUAAGGGAGAGAAAGCAACACCAAGAGGUUUUGGUCGUGGUUUUAGUUUUAGUUCUGAACCAAGAAUGGUGAGUCACAAAGUGAAAAUGAAUUAUGCUUCUGUAAGCGAAUUGCAAUUGGUGCCACACAUUGGAAGUAAAAUUGCUGGCAGAAUCGAGGCACUAAGAUAUGAAGUAGGAAAUUUAACACCGGGACUGUUACGAGCGGCCUUUGGACACGGAAUGACAGAGAGUGUCUUGAUGUGCAUGGACUUUGAGGAAAAUCCAGCAUUGAGUCAGAGGAAAGAACUUCGGGGGAGCAAUAUGUUGGAUCCAAAAGUGUUGGCCGACAGAUUCCAAAAUGUACUCAAAUUAGAUAAAGAGGUAAAGGAGGAAAGAACACAUAGUAAAAAAGUUGCAGCUUCCAAAAUGGCUAGUUGGUCUUCAGAUGGCUCGGAAGAGGAAAGCGAAACUGAAAGAAAGGUAAAGUCAAAAGCCAGCUUUAGUAAGAAACGGGGCUCGGAUUCAGAUGAAAAAGAAGAAGAAUUUUUAAAAUGCAAGUCUCAAACAAAGAAAAUAAAACAAAAGUUGUACAAACGAGACAAAUACAUUGAAGAAUCUGAUGACUCUGAAGUUGAAGAUAGAAUGCCAGUAAAGAGGAGGAGUAAGAAACACAAACAUCAGAGAUUUCUUGACUCUUCAUCAGAUGACAGUGACGAAGACCAGCCACGUUGCAGCACCAAGGGUCAAAGGAUGCCUAGGAAUAUUCCCAAAAGCAUCUCUUAUGACGGGAAAAGUAAUUUUGCUGCAUUCAAGAUGAAGUUCGAGCAGUAUGUCAAGGCAUAUAGUUUGACGGAGGAAGAAUGCAAAAAUUGUCUGUGUUGGUGCCUUACUGGAAAAGCUGCAGAGUACUUCACACUCACAAUGGAGGUCAACAACAGUCUGUCGUACAGACGAUUGAUCAAAAAGUUGGAGCAGAGAUUUGGGUCCAGGGAGUUGGCAGAAACAGCCAAUGUAAGAUUUCAGCAGGCUUGCCAAGGUCCAGAUGAAAGCCUUGAAGAUUGGGCGGACCGUGUUCUAACUCUAGCGACAAAGGCAUUCAGAGAAGUUCCUGACAAAUACGCUAACCAGCAGGCAAUCACCCGUUUUUGUACAGGUUUAUAUGAUAAACCAUCGGCUCAGAACGCUUGUGUCCAGAGACAUAAAACAAUGGAGGGUGCCAUAGAUUAUGUGAAGUGGUACCAACAUGUACACCAGGCAGUAUAUGGAAAAUCCAAGCCCACGCGUUUUACGCGUGAAGAUCCUCCACAUGUGUAUGAGACAAGUGCGGUUCAACAAGGAGUUUCGGGUGAGCAGUUCCAGGAAAUGAUGAACUUGCUUAAAGAAACGCGUGUUACGCGUGACAAGGCGAAAGAUCAUCUUCAGGUUAUUCCUCAAGGUGCAUCUAACGAUCAGUUUAGACAGAUGAUGGACAUGCUAAAGGAGAUGUCAUCAGGUACUGGCGUUGGACGUGGUCGAGGGAGAGGGACUGUAAGAAAAGAUGGUUGUUUUCAUUGUGGGCAGCCAGGUCACAUAAGGUUACGUUGUCCAUUACGUUUAGCAGAAAGGACAUGUUACAAGUGUAACAAGCAAGGGCACAUUCAAAGAGAUUGCCCUGAGAAUGGUAACAGGACAGCAAAUCAUUUAAACUGGAGGGGGUCGGGUGUGAGGGCCGAACCCGUACCCAAGAAGCCAAUGGCCUAAAUAAGAAAAA
This is a messenger RNA of Ruditapes philippinarum (Manila clam), 3158 nucleotides long. RefSeq lists its product as uncharacterized. NCBI's taxonomy places the organism in Eukaryota, Metazoa, Mollusca, Bivalvia, Venerida, Veneridae. Gene Ontology annotation, molecular function: zinc ion binding; nucleic acid binding. The transcript has a single exon. The record is from RefSeq and is a predicted model, not a curated record. Bases 1421 to 3148 code for a protein of 575 amino acids.